Molecule: messenger RNA, 560 nt
Organism: Ornithorhynchus anatinus (platypus)
Lineage: Eukaryota; Metazoa; Chordata; Mammalia; Monotremata; Ornithorhynchidae
Gene: MIA
Product: MIA SH3 domain containing
Exons: 4
Coding region: 50-439 (129 amino acids)
Biological process (GO): extracellular matrix organization
Molecular function (GO): protein binding
Source: RefSeq, a predicted model, not a curated record
CUGACGCCACACUCCCCGGCCGGAGCCGCGCCGCCGUCAGCCUCCCGAGAUGGGCCGGGCCCAGCUGCUCCUCGCCGUGGCCCUGCUCUGCGGCCUCCCGCGGCCCGGCCCCGCCGCCCGCCCCAUGCCCACUCUGGCGGACAGGAAGCUGUGCGCGGACGAGGAGUGCAGCUACCCCAUCUCCGUGGCCGUGGCUCUCCAGGACUACGUGGGGCCCGACUGCCGCUUCCUGUCCAUCCAACAGGGACAGGUCAUCUACGUCUUCUCCAAGCUCCGGGGCCGGGGGCGGCUCUUCUGGGGGGGCAGCGCGCAAGGGGCCUACUACGGAGACCAGGCCGCCCGGCUCGGCUACUUCCCCAGCAGCGUCGUGCGGGAGACCCGGCCUCUCAAGCCGGGGAAAGUCGCCGUGAAAACGGACCAAUGGGACUUCUUCUGCUAGCGAGACCGGCCCCAGCUCCGGCAGCCGCCGACCGGCCCGCCGACCUCUCCUCCUGCCCUCCUGGGGCCUGGGGACCCGAGGAUUGACGCUUCGCAAACAUCAAAGCGCUUGUGUCACUGAA